Messenger RNA from Oncorhynchus keta (chum salmon), 910 nucleotides. Its product is annotated as putative protein TPRXL. The record is from RefSeq and is a predicted model, not a curated record. NCBI's taxonomy places the organism in Eukaryota, Metazoa, Chordata, Actinopteri, Salmoniformes, Salmonidae. The transcript is spliced from 3 exons. The coding region runs from base 64 to 876 and encodes 270 amino acids.
GGCCUACCAUUGGGUCCUUUUGGAACAGCAUAUCUGGUGCUUGAUGCUGUUGGGAGGGGCUCGAUGACAUCCCCCAGCAGCUCUGGCCCACGGUCUUGCUCAGAGGUCUCUGUGUCAUCCCUUGAUGCAGUUGGGAGGGGCUCGAUGACAUCCCCCAGCAGCUCUGGCCCACGGUCUUGCUCAGAGGUCUCUGUGUCAUCCCUUGAUGCAGUUGGGAGGGGCUCGAUGACAUCCCCCAGCAGCUCUGGCCCACGGUCUUGCUCAGAGGUCUCUGUGUCAUCCCUUGAUGCAGUUGGGAGGGGCUCGAUGACAUCCCCCAGCAGCUCUGGCCCACGGUCUUGCUCAGAGGUCACUGUGUCAUCCCUUGAUGCAGUUGGGAGGGGCUCGAUGACAUCCCCCAGCAGCUCUGGCCCACGGUCUUGCUCAGAGGUCACUGUGUCAUCCCUUGAUGCAGUUGGGAGGGGCUCGAUGACAUCCCCCAGCAGCUCUGGCCCACGGUCUUGCUCAGAGGUCUCUGUGUCAUCCCUUGAUGCAGUUGGGAGGGGCUCGAUGACAUCCCCCAGCAGCUCUGGCCCACGGUCUUGCUCAGAGGUCUCUGUGUCAUCCCUUGAUGCAGUUGGGAGGGGCUCGAUGACAUCCCCCAGCAGCUCUGGCCCACGGUCUUGCUCAGAGGUCUCUGUGUCAUCCCUUGAUGCAGUUGGGAGGGGCUCGAUGACAUCCCCCAGCAGCUCUGGCCCACGGUCUUGCUCAGAGGUCUCUGUGUCAUCCCUUGAUGCAGUUGGGAGGGGCUCGAUGACAUCCCCCAGCAGCUCUGGCCCACGGUCUUGCUCAGAGGUCACUGUGUCAUCCCUUGAUACAUCUAUUACAUUAAAAUAACACAAGAACCAUUAGUGUAUAAUCAACAUAAAAA